This is a messenger RNA of Penicillium nucicola, 1011 nucleotides long. RefSeq names its product NADP-dependent oxidoreductase. Gene Ontology annotation, molecular function: oxidoreductase activity. NCBI's taxonomy places the organism in Eukaryota, Fungi, Ascomycota, Eurotiomycetes, Eurotiales, Aspergillaceae. The record is from RefSeq and is a predicted model, not a curated record. The coding region runs from base 1 to 1011 and encodes 336 amino acids. The transcript has 6 exons. Gene Ontology annotation, cellular component: mitochondrion.
AUGGCCACGAAAAUGCUCUCAGUGACGGCGCCCACCUACACCGACCCAUCGAAGUACGAGCUGUCAACAGUCUUGCGGCCAAGCGUCACUGACGAUGAAGACGUCGUCAUCCGAGUUUAUGCUGCGAGUGUUAAUCCAGUCGAUGUGAAGAAAGCAGAUGGGGUUUUUAAGAUGGCGAUGAAAGAGACGUUCCCGUAUAUGAUCGGCUAUGAUGCAGCUGGAGUCAUUGUGGAGGUCGGAAAGGAAGUGAAGAAGUUGAAAGUCGGAGACGAGGUCUAUACGAGACUCCCAGAGGCGAAUCGAGGUGCAUGGAGUGAAUAUGCCAAAAGCACAGAGCGUUAUAUUGCCCUGAAGCCUAAGAAUCUGUCCUUUGCUGAUGCGGCUGCAAUUCCGCUGGCGGGUGUCACGGCAUUGCAAGUAUUGAACAAGUAUGAGGGCUCGUUGGAGGGUAAAACUGUCUUUAUUCCUUCUGGAUUGAGCGGCACAGGGGCCUUUGCAUGCCAACUGGCCAAGAAUGUGUUUCAUGCCGGCAAGGUCAUCACUACAGUGUCGACUUCGAAGAUUCCUCUAGUUCCUGAACUUCUCGGUGAAGGUGUAGUCGACCAAAUCAUUGACUACACCAAAAAUGAUCCUCUAGAAAUCAUUCCAGCACGCUCUGUCGACUUCAUGUUUGACACCACAGGCGACGCUAUGAAGUAUCUCUCCCGAAUGGUCCCUAAAACGGGACUCAUCGUAUCGAUUUCCACAAUGCCCUCUGCUACAACUCUGCAAGCCUCGAGUGUCAUGCGACGGCCCGAUAAUCCUCGCAUCCCAUUGGUAGGGCGUGUCUUUCUCAAUGCAAGCGACGCACUACGUAGAGCACGCGCGUGGCGUUGGGGUGUGGGGUAUAUGUACUGGUUUCUAGAUCCUACUGGAAAGGAUCUGGAUUGUCUUCGGCAAUAUGUGGAAGAGGGGAAGGUGGUGUCUGUUGUUGGAUCUAAGGUGAAUAUGAGGGAUAUUGAAAAGUCUUGA